AUGGGUGGAUCAGACGAGAACAGACACGGUGUUAUUGGACCUAUGAAUCUACAAGGUGGUCUACGUGGAGGACAGACAAGAAGAGCACUGAGUACCAUAAACAAGAACAUCAUCGGAGCUCCGGUUUAUCCUUGUGCUGUCAACAAGAGACCAUUCACUGAGAGAAAUGGGAUGUGUAACAAGAUUCCACCUGUUCCUGUGCAUCGACCAAUCACUCGGAAGUUUGCUGCUCAAUUAGCUGAGAACAAUCCCCAAAUCCAAAAGAAGGAAACCAAGAAAUCAGACUCGAUUUCUUCGAACGAACCAUUAGAUAGAAUCAUAACAGAUGUGGAAGAACAGGAAGAAGAUGGAGACUUUAACGAGCCGAUGUUUGUUCAACACACUGAAGCCAUGCUUGAAGAGAUUGACCGAAUGGAGGGGAUUGAAAUGGAAGAUUCGAAUGAUUUCAAUGAAGAGCAAGAGUCUGUGAAGGAUAUAGACAGCUGCGACAAGAAGAAUCCUCUGCAAGUAGUCGAAUACAUUGAUGACAUAUACAACUUCUACAAGAAAAAUGAGUGUCGUAGCUGCGUCCCGGUUAAUUACAUGGAGAAUCAACCUGAUAUUAACGAGAGGAUGAGAGGAAUCUUAGUUGAUUGGUUAAUUGAGGUGCAUUACAAGUUUGAGCUGAUGGAGGAGACGCUUUACCUCACAAUCAAUCUCAUCGACAGAUUUCUCUCUGUUCACCAUCAAAUCGCAAGGAAAAAGCUUCAGCUUGUUGGUGUGACAGCUAUGUUGCUUGCUUGCAAAUACGAAGAAGUCUCUGUUCCUGUUGUUGAUGAUCUUAUCCUCAUCUCUGACAAAGCCUACACUAGGAGAGAAGUUCUUGACAUGGAGAAGUUAAUGGCGAAUACUCUGCAAUUCAACUUCUGUCUCCCAACUCCGUAUGUGUUCAUGAGGAGGUUUCUCAAAGCUGCACAGUCUGACAAAAAGCUUGAGCUUCUAUCGUUCUUCAUGAUAGAGCUUUGCUUGGUGGAGUACGAGAUGCUUCAGUACGCUCCUUCUCAGUUAGCUGCUUCAGCGAUCUACACUGCUCAAUCUACACUCAAAGGAUUCGAAGAAUGGAACAAGACCUGCGAGUUUCACACAGGCUACGCUGAAGAAAAGCUUCGGGAAUGUUCGAGAAAGAUGGUUGCUUUCCAUCACAAGGCAGGGACAGGGAAGCUAACCGGUGUUCACAGGAAAUACAACACGUCCAGAUUCGGUUAUGCUGCUAGGACCGAAGCAGCUGGGUUUCUUCUGCUGUAA
This is a messenger RNA of Microthlaspi erraticum, 1284 nucleotides long. The record is from the annotation of a GenBank genome assembly. Lineage: Eukaryota; Viridiplantae; Streptophyta; Magnoliopsida; Brassicales; Brassicaceae.